Molecule: messenger RNA, 657 nt
Organism: Parnassius mnemosyne (clouded apollo)
Lineage: Eukaryota; Metazoa; Arthropoda; Insecta; Lepidoptera; Papilionidae
Source: the annotation of a GenBank genome assembly
AUGCUCCAGUCUUUAUUGCAGCCAAGAGAUAAUCAGCGGUCAAAGAUGAUUGGCGCGAUGCCCGCAGUGGCGGUGCGGCACGAGCGGCGGCGUGCGGAGAAACGCGGUGGCGGCGGACGGCGAGCGUCUGCACUGCCGGGCCGCGAGGAUGAGCCCGAACUAGCGCCCCUCCGCCUGCGCAGCGAGCUCUACGUCUGCGGCAAGCUAGCGGCUCUACAUGCGGUGGUGGGUUCGCUGUUGCUGGGCAUCGUAGUGCUGGUGGUGGGUCUGGUGCAGCUCUCGCCCGGCGCGGAGGCCGCGCAGCACCGCUACUAUCUGAUGGGCACUGGGGCAGCGCUCGUCGGUGCUGGUAUGAUUGGCGCCGUGCUCAGAUGCAUGUGCCUACACUGGUUCAACCGAAAGUACCGCGAAGAAGACGGUGAUUCUGAGCCUGCCACUCACAAGAACGGCGUCAGUGUUGUCGAGAGUGGCCACGGCCACGACGACCACAAGACCGGCCAUGACGUCCAGCAGUCUGGCCAUGAUACACAUAAGCCCAGCCAUGACCACAAGACCGGACACGAUGGUCACAAAGACAAGCCGAAACUAAAGACUCAAGCGAGCGUUGGUCGCGAUCACGACUUGAUCAAGCAACCGUCGGCCGCCAGCGACACCUAA